This is a messenger RNA of Otolemur garnettii (small-eared galago), 2238 nucleotides long. RefSeq names its product leucine rich repeat neuronal 4 (gene LRRN4). Gene Ontology annotation, molecular function: protein binding. The transcript is spliced from 4 exons. The record is from RefSeq and is a predicted model, not a curated record. NCBI's taxonomy places the organism in Eukaryota, Metazoa, Chordata, Mammalia, Primates, Galagidae. The coding region runs from base 1 to 2238 and encodes 745 amino acids.
AUGAGGCAGACGGUGCUGCCGCUGCUGCUCCUGCUGCUGCCGACCGUGUCGCACCCGAGCAAGGCAGAGCCUCUCCAGGAGAGGGUCCCGCUUUUCCGGCUGACUCAGCCUGGCUCCUGGGGCAGCGGCGACAACAACGCCACAAGCUCACCCUGCGAGGGGCUCCCUGCCGCCGGAGCCACGGCCUUGACCCUGGUGAACCGCAGCCUGGAGCGCCUGCCCAGUUGCCUGCCGCGCGCGCUGCGCAGCCUCGACGCCAGCCACAACCUCCUGCGCGCCCUGAGCGCCCCGGACCUCAGCCGUCUGCCGCAGCUACAGGUGCUGACGCUGCGCCACAACCGUGUCGCCGCCCUGCACUGGGGCCCCGGAGGGCCGGCGGAGCUGCACACGCUGGACCUCAGCUACAACAAGCUGGCCGCCCUGCCGCCGUGCCCCGGGCCCGCGCUGCGCGGCCUCCGCGAGCUGGAGCUCUCCGGGAACCCUCUGCAGGCGCUGCCGCCCCGGGCUUUCGCCUGCUUCCCCGCGCUGCGACUGCUCAACCUCUCUGACACCGCGCUGGGCCACGGCGCCCAAGGGGGCAUCGCCGAGGCCGCGUUCGCUGGUGUAGACGGAUCACCCCUGGCCGCGCUCGAAGUCCUGGAUCUCAGCGGCACGUUCCUCGAGCGGGUUGAGCCAGGUUGGAUCAGAGACCUGCCAAAGCUCUCGUCCCUCUACCUAAGGACAAUGCCCAGGCUGAGGACCCUGGAGGGCGACAUUUUCAAGAUGACCCCCAACCUGAAGCAGCUGGAUUGUCAAGACUCCCCAGCACUUACUUCUGUCCACACGCCCAUCUUUCAAGAUACUCCUUGUCUGCAGGUGCUUCUGUUCCAAAACUGCAACUUGAGUUCCUUCCCUCCUUGGACCCUGGCUUCUUCCCAGGUCCUAUCCAUCAACUUGUUUGGGAACCCCCUCACUUGUAGCUGUGAGUUGUCCUGGCUCCUCCUGGAUGCAGAGAGAACUGUCCUGAGCAGGGCAGCAGACACCGUGUGUACACCCGCGGCGGGAUCCAGCGGCCCCUUCUCGGCCCCAAUUUCGCUUUCCCUGCUGCCUGGUGUGUGCGAGUCGGACCAAACCACCACGGUUGGCGCUUCCAACCCACCCUCCAUGGCCCACUGGGGCUAUGCACUGCCCACACAGGGUCCCUCCAGCCCGCCGAGCACAGCGCCCUCCACCCGGCCUGCGGGAGGCAGACGGAGCGUCCCCGAGGCCACCUCCCCGCCUGCAGACUCCUUCACAAGAGCUGCGUGGCUGCCCCGCGAUGCAGAGGAGGGGACUGCCCCCUCCACUGCCAACUCCACAGCAGGGCACAGCAACUCCGGCCUCCCACCCAGGGCCGCCAGCGCAGCCGGGACUGAGCACGGAGAACAUGCUGUCAGGCUUGUCUGGGAGCCUCACAACUCAGCUGCCUCCACGCCAUUGGGGGGCAAACACCUAGGCACAGUUUCUACCUUGUGGGACGGCAUGAGUACACCCCAGCGCCACCAGAGCACGCGGACCACCACCCAGGCUCCCCACCCGAGUCAUUCCGGGAGCGAGAUUCCAAUCCUCCUGUUGGACGACUACAGUGAGGAGGAGGAGGGGACGCCCGAGGUGGGAGCGUCUCUCCGGGAUGUCCCUUGUGAUUAUCACCCCUGCAAGCACCUCCAGACACCGUGCGCGGAGCUGCAGAGGCGGUCGCGGUGCCUGUGCCCAGGCCUCAGCGGGGAGGACACCAUCCCGGAUCCCCCCAGGCUGCAGGCGGUGUCGGAGACGACUGACACGUCGGCACUUGUCCACUGGUGUGCCCCUAACUCGGUAGUGCACGGGUAUCAGAUCCACUACUUGGCGGAGGGCCAGGAGGGGAACCAGUCGGUGGUGAGGGACAUCUAUGCCACCGCCCGGCAGCACCCCCUGUACGGGCUGUCGCCGGGCACCACGUACCGCGUGUGCGUGCUGGCGGCCAACCCAGCGGGCCUGAGCCAGCUGCAGGCCUCCGGCUGGAGGAGUGCGUGCGCCGCCUUCACCACCAGGCCCAGCUUCGCGCUCGUCCUCGCCGGGCUGUGCGCCGCCUGCGGCCUGCUGCUCGUCAGCACCCUGGUGCUGUCUGCGUGUCUCUGCAGGCGGGCCCGGGCGCCACACCCGCAGCGCUACGACACGGACCUGGUGGCUUACAAAAACCCUGCCUUUGACCGCACGCUGGAGAGCCAGACCUUCCGUUAA